CUCACUAUAUCUGCCCUCCCAGGACCCUGCAUUCACUAUAUCCGGUCUCCCCAGGACCCUGCGUUAUAUCACUAUAUCCGGUCUCCCAGGACCCUGCAUUCACUAUAUCUGGUCUCCCAGGACCCCGCAUUCACUAUAUCUGGUCUCCCCGGACCCUGCAUUCACUAUAUCUGGUCUCCCAGGACCCUGCAUUCACUAUAUCUGGUCUCCCCCCCCCAGACCCUGCAUUCACUAUAUCUGGUCUCCCCGGACCCUGCAUUCACUAUAUCUGGUCUCCCUGGACCCUACAUUCACUAUAUCUGCUCUCCCCGGACCCUGCAUUCACUAUAUCUGCUCUCCCAGGACCCCGCAUUCACUAUAUCUGGUCUCCCCGGUCCCUGCAUUCACUAUAGCUGGUCUCCCAGGACCCUGCAUUCACUAUAUCUGCUCUCCCCGGACCCUGCAUUCACUAUAUCUGGUCUCCCCCGGACCCUGCAUUCACUAUAUCUGGUCUCCCCGGUCCCUGCAUUCACUAUAGCUGGUCUCCCAGGACCCUGCAUUCACUAU
Staurois parvus is the source of this 546-nucleotide messenger RNA. Lineage: Eukaryota; Metazoa; Chordata; Amphibia; Anura; Ranidae. The record is from the annotation of a GenBank genome assembly.